Molecule: messenger RNA, 1011 nt
Organism: Hypoxylon fragiforme
Lineage: Eukaryota; Fungi; Ascomycota; Sordariomycetes; Xylariales; Hypoxylaceae
Exons: 2
Coding region: 220-423 (67 amino acids)
Source: RefSeq, a predicted model, not a curated record
ACAUCAAUCACUCUAUGAGUAAAAUUCACUAAAGCAAUACAUUUAUUAGUAGUCAUUUUUAGUAGUCAUUUCGCAUUCAACCAUCAUCUCCAUGAGUCCUAGUCCAUGUUACUCAAAACAUACUAUGUACCAUUGUCCCGGUUAUUUUCUCAUAUCCUUUGAUGCUCCGUCCCUCCCCUACAAACUCAUAAACACUCGUAUAUUUAGUUAGGGGAAAUCAUGAGUUCGUUUGGCCGCACAAUUCUUCCCGUUGGGCUUGCUGUCGCAUUUGGAAUAUGGAACGGUUUCUAUGCCUUCAGUCCUGCAUUUCAGGAGGAGCGCCAAAGAAGGGAGCAAGAACAAGCGGGAACAAAUAAUAAUCCACAAUUUGAUACGACAAAGGUCAAACAUGAGGAAAUACCAGAAACACACACCCCUAGGUAGUGGAAAGUGAUCAAUUAUCUGUCAGCACUAAAACUUCCGGAUCAUAAACUCGAUUAUUCGGCCUUCGCACAUGAAUAGAACUUCUAUCUUGUCAAAUAUAUAGCAACAGCACAGCCGAGGUUUCAACUCCUCGCAUUGAUCGGACGGCUCUGAGCAUCGCGGCGGGUGUCAAAUAGCCAAAAUAUCGAAGUGCCAGUGAAUCGACAUGGAGAAAUUUACCAUCUAUAAAACAUGGUCAGACUAUCUUAUCUCAUACCUCAAGUCAAGUUUUACGCUUCAGAUUAUAUAAUACCUACCUAGUUAAGCCGGGGUUCCAGCUAACUAUCUGAUCAAGGUCCGAUCUUAAGUUAGAAAGCUGAGAAGUCGAAAGAUUGGCAUGCAUAGUUCACUUAAAUUCCACCUCUGCUAUAAAAUGAGAAACAUGAGCAAGUAAAGAGUUGUUACUUGUUGGUCUUGAGGCAGAACUUGGCAUUGUGACAAUUUUCUGUACUACUCACAGAUCAACACAUUCAACUUUUCCUCGCAUGCCAUUACCUGGUAAUUAUAGAGUACUAUAAUUAUAGAGUACUAAAAAUUGAUAUAUGUCCA